Aspergillus alliaceus is the source of this 1539-nucleotide messenger RNA. RefSeq lists its product as uncharacterized. NCBI's taxonomy places the organism in Eukaryota, Fungi, Ascomycota, Eurotiomycetes, Eurotiales, Aspergillaceae. Bases 1 to 1539 code for a protein of 512 amino acids. The transcript has a single exon. Gene Ontology annotation, molecular function: protein heterodimerization activity. The record is from RefSeq and is a predicted model, not a curated record.
AUGGAAACCACUCCUCAGGCCACUGCCACCUUCGUGGUAGAAUCCGGGUGUAUUUGCUUCGGUGAACUGCAUAAUGUAUGGUCCGGCAGCUCAGUCCCUAUUCAAGUAUUCCCCAGCAUCCGGCCGGAAUGUGUGGGGACGGUGGUAGCACAUCAUCUGGAAUUCAACGUUCCUGCGCACAAUGGCAGAUGGAAUGCCUUUCAUCUGGUGGAUAUUGAUACCGAGAUAGUCUCAGGGUGGUUCCUAUGUCACUCAGACGUUGACGUCGGCCCUGAGAUUCAGCGGAUCCUGCGCGUUUCCGGUUCUCCAUAUGAACCCGACUGUGGGAGUACCAGGAACGAUGGUAAGACCCAUGCCGAGGGAAUUCUGGUGGUCAAUCGGUAUGACUGGGGUUAUUACGAUGCUCGCUGUCGAGACGAAAUAGACAAACAGUCAGGAGAGGGUACUGGAGAGGAACCAACGGAACUAGAUCCAGAAGAUGAGGGGGUGGAUGUUGAGCUCUCCGAGUCCGUUGGUGUUGUGGACUACGCCCAUGCGAAGAGCCAAGUCGCAGCUUGGAAGAGACAAUCAUCGGAUAGGAGGAAUCCAUGCGUCACUGGAGUUUGGAUGGAAAUCCCAAUGGCCGAGCACAAAUUCGGCCGAUUUGGCUUCAACCUCGAGCGCACCGCUGCUCACUCCUUUCUGUUCUUCUCGACCCGGACCGACUUCACUCGCACAUCGCUUGCCGGACAGAGCCACCCUCUACGCAAACCAGAGACUAAUGAAGAAAGGUUUGAGCGGCGACUUCGUGAGGGCUUUGACUUCUCCGGACUCCAGUUAAUACAAAGGCUGUCGGCGCCUCCAGGGGAAGGCUUCAUAUCGUUCUCGCCGCCAGCGCCACCCGAAUCGACAUGUCUCGGACCGUAUUCUAAAGGAGACCAUGUUCUUCGCGUUCAAGAACUCGAUAGCUUACGGCUUCGCCCUUUCAGACCACAUUUCCCCCCGGAGUUGAUAGCUGACCUCCGGACCCAAGGCAUUACGAUCAAUACCAGUCCAAUUCAAAGGCGGAACAUCGCAGUUUUCGUCGAUCCUGAGAAAGAUCGUGUAUUUGACCUUAUUAAUGAGCUUAUAUUAAGCUACCUGGAGCGUUCUGUUCUUCCUGCUCUACAUUGGAGGACGCCUUCUAUGAUCGCCGAUGCUCUUUUUGGUAAGCCUGCGAAGGGCAAACUGCUUGAUGUCUAUUGCCACUGCUGCUUGACACAAUCUGCUACGGAGCCAAUCCCUGAUUUUGAAGUGGACUACAUGUGUGGUAAGAUCAAAACCUUCCUCAACUCUCGUGCUGUCUGUCAGCCUUCAGCAAUCGAGGAGGAGUCCAUUCGUGGAAUAUGUCGAGUUAUCGCGUAUCUGGUUUCAGAGAUCCUUGAACUUUCGUGUAAUGCCGCGAUUGAUAGCUAUCGAUAUGGUAUUGUGCCCCUCGACAUCCGGAUCAGUGUAUAUAACGAUUCGGAGCUGUACAAUUUGUUGCAGUAUUCCACGGUGCUGUGGAAAGGGAGGGGGUGA